Messenger RNA from Gymnogyps californianus (California condor), 1835 nucleotides. It is a transcript of the gene TBX18, whose product is annotated as T-box transcription factor 18. The record is from RefSeq and is a predicted model, not a curated record. Lineage: Eukaryota; Metazoa; Chordata; Aves; Accipitriformes; Cathartidae. The transcript has 8 exons. Gene Ontology annotation, biological process: regulation of transcription by RNA polymerase II; somitogenesis; positive regulation of DNA-templated transcription. Gene Ontology annotation, cellular component: nucleus. Gene Ontology annotation, molecular function: RNA polymerase II cis-regulatory region sequence-specific DNA binding; DNA-binding transcription factor activity, RNA polymerase II-specific. The coding region runs from base 1 to 1806 and encodes 601 amino acids.
AUGGCCGACAAGCGGCGGUCCUCGCCCGGCACCACCAUGAGCCUCAAGGCUCACGCCUUCUCCGUGGAGGCGCUCAUCGGGGCCGAGAAGCAGCACCAGCAGCAGCAGCAGCAGCAGCAGCCGCCGCCGCCGCCGCCGCGGCAGCCCAAGCGGCGGAAGCUGGGCGGCGAGGACGAGGCGGCGGAGGACGAAGGGGCCAGCGGCUGCUGCGCCAAGAGCUCCCCCGCCGCCGCCGCCGCCGCCGGCAGGACCUGCGGCGACAUGGAGCUGGGCUGCGCCGCCCGCGCCCCCGCCGGCGGCUGUGAGGAGGGCUUCCUGGCGGCCUCCCCGCCCGCCUCCCCCGGCGGCUCCCCCAAGGGCUCGAGGCCCGGCUCGCCGCUGCCCACGCCGCAGGCGCCGCGGGUGGACCUGCAGGGCGCCGAGCUCUGGAAGCGCUUCCACGAGAUCGGCACCGAGAUGAUCAUCACCAAGGCGGGAAGGCGGAUGUUUCCCGCAAUGAGAGUGAAGAUCUCAGGUUUAGACCCACAUCAGCAGUAUUAUAUUGCUAUGGAUAUUGUGCCAGUGGAUAACAAAAGAUACAGGUAUGUUUAUCAUAGCUCCAAGUGGAUGGUGGCUGGUAAUGCUGACUCCCCGGUACCACCUCGUGUUUAUAUUCACCCCGAUUCACCCGCCUCCGGGGAGACGUGGAUGAGACAAGUGAUCAGUUUCGACAAACUGAAGCUUACCAAUAAUGAGCUGGAUGAUCAAGGGCAUAUUAUCCUUCAUUCUAUGCAUAAAUAUCAGCCUCGUGUCCACGUCAUCCGUAAAGACUGCGGAGAUGAUCUGUCCCCCGUCAAGCCUAUCCCUUCAGGAGAAGGGGUGAAAGCCUUCUCCUUUCCAGAGACAGUUUUCACUACUGUCACAGCAUACCAAAAUCAACAGAUAACUCGUCUGAAGAUUGAUAGGAAUCCAUUCGCCAAAGGGUUUAGAGAUUCGGGACGUAACAGAAUGGGACUGGAAGCUCUGGUAGAGUCUUAUGCCUUCUGGAGACCUUCACUGAGGACACUGACAUUUGAAGAUAUACCUGGAAUACCCAAACAAGGAAAUGCAGGUUCCUCUCCUUUACUCCAGGGAUCUGGCAGUGGAGUGCCAUCUACCCACCCUCACCUUUUACCGGGUUCCCCUUGCUCAUCUCCAGCCUUCCACCUCAGUCCCAACACUAGCCAGCUCUGUAGCCUUGCUCCAGCUGACUACACAGCUUGUGCCCGCUCAGGCUUGACCCUGAACAGAUACAGCACUUCUUUGGCUGAAACCUACAACAGGCUCACAAACCAAACCAGUGAGACGUUUGCACCCCCGAGGACUCCCUCCUAUGUCGGUGUGUCGAGUAGCACAACUGUGAAUAUGUCUAUGAGUGGCAAUGAUGGGGAUGCAUUCAGCUGCCCACAGACUGGCUUGUCUAUGCAGAUUUCAGGGAUGUCUCCACAGCUCCAGUACAUCAUGCCAUCCCCAUCCAGCAAUGCCUUUACCACUAAUCAAACCCACCAAGGCUCCUACAACACGUUUAGACUGCACAGUCCCUGUGCGCUCUAUGGAUAUAACUUUUCCACAUCCCCUAAACUGGCUGCCAGUCCUGAGAAAAUAGUUUCUUCCCAAGGAAGUUUCUUGGGGUCCUCGCCAAGUGGAACCAUGACGGAUCGGCAGAUGUUGCCCCCCGUGGAAGGAGUGCACUUACUUAGCAGUGGGGGGCAGCAGAAUUUCUUUGACUCUAGGACCCUAGGAAGCUUAACACUCUCGUCUUCUCAAGUGUCUGCACAUAUGGUUUGAUGAAGCCUUUAAGUAAAAGUACAGUAUGU